Angiostrongylus costaricensis is the source of this 888-nucleotide messenger RNA. The record is from the annotation of a GenBank genome assembly. Lineage: Eukaryota; Metazoa; Nematoda; Chromadorea; Rhabditida; Metastrongylidae.
AUGUCGUCAAUUCAAUCUGGUGGCGUAUUCGCUGUCCAUACGGGAAAUCUAAACAAUUGUCUUGAGUUGGUUACACGUCGUUACAAGAAUUCGGCUUCUGAAAUUACGGCCGCCUUUAAGUAUCUGGCUGCUCAGCAUUCGACAGUCAUUCGUACGUCAGAAGCCGUUUUCUCGCCAAAUAUCGAAGUAUUGCAUCAUCCUAUGACUGAUGUCUGCUUAUCUUCGUUUUCUGCCGAUGAUGUAGGAGAUGCUGUUCGAAUUGCACUAGAGACACUUCAACUCGGGACAUUGUCUCAACUUAUAGUGUCAUUCCCUCAUGAGGAAUCGGAGCACCAUUACGUCACACUGAUUCCGUUGUGCUACAAUUUGCCAUUUCAACAGCUUUUAUCUGACGACUUCCUUAAGGAACCCUUACUUAUUCUUCCUGCCCAUGGCGCCUAUCCAAUCUGCUUUUCUGUGAAGCAGUCUGAUCUUUCCGAUGACUGUUGGUUGCGAAAAGUGACUCCUAUUUGGUCAACCGUUGAGUCGCUAGUCAAAAAAGAAGUUGUUCAUUCAGUAGGAGUAUCAGAUCUCGACGUAGAUCGAUUACGGUUGCUUUCUGAAGCGGCUAAAGAAAGUCCGCCAACGAUUGACCACUACAGUAUUGAUGGUUGUUGUACGGUACCUAAGGAGUUAGUAGAUUACGCAAAAAGUCAUGACAUUCAACUGCUCACCCAUAACGAUCCCAGGAAUCUUGAACUAGAUGCAGACGUUAUUGAUUCAGUCGAUAAAAUCACUGGAUCUGGAAAGAAUCUCUCAACUAGAUGGGCAUCUCGCUAUACGAUAUGGAUACGAAGUCGAUCUGUAAUGGCUGCUAAAGGAUAUCUAGUCUCUUUUAUGAAACACUGA